GAGAAAAAAAAUACGCAAAAAAACACAGAAACAGAUGACUGAUCAACUGUGAAAGGACAGCAAAAUCCCAGACAGCUGCAUCCCUGGUAAAAUUUAGAAUAACAAACGAAAACAUUCCCUACAGCUAAGAAAAAUAUGGACAAUAGUAAGCAAACUGUUGUUGUAACAGGGUUUGAGCCAUUUGGAGAGCACACUAUUAAUGCCAGUUGGGUAGCAGUCCAGGAACUGAAGAAGCUGGGCCUGGGAAAGGACAUAGACCUGCAUGUGUAUGAGGUGCCUGUCGACUACCAGGCAGUCCAGAGUUUGAUUCCAUCACUAUGGAAGCAGUAUCAUCCCCAGUUAGUGGUCCAUGUUGGAGUCUCAGGUAUGGCCACCACCGUUACCUUAGAGAAAUGUGGCCGUAACCAUGGCUACAAGGGUUUGGACAACAGCCGCUUCUGUCCCCAUUCUCAGUGUUGCAUUGAGGGGGGCCCAGACUGCAUUGACUCUGUUAUUGACAUGGAAUCGGUCUGCAAAAGAGUGACAGCCUCUGGACUAGGAGUAGCAGUGUCCGUCUCAAAAGAUGCUGGCAGAUACCUCUGUGACUUCACCUACUACACCUCUCUGUACCUGAGCCAUGGGCACUCAGCAUUCGUCCACGUGCCUCCCAUAGAGAAGCCUUAUAGUGGAGUGGACUUGGGUAGGGCCCUCCAAGCCAUCAUACAAGAGAUGUUGGACAUGCUCGACCAAACCGAAGAGAAGAUCCACUGCCAGCGUGUGCACUAAUUUACCUGUGAAAGCCAACUGCCUUUAAUCCCUUACACACGAGAGAUUAUGCACUUAACCACAAAUAGCCAAACAACGUUUUUGUUUCAUUACCUCUUCUGGUGCAAAUUCAAAAAUGGCAACCAUACAGACACUUCCAGUUGACUUAUUUCACAGCCAUUUCGUCACAUUCUUCGUUGCUGUUUCCUCAAGCUCUUGACCUAGCCCGUUUUUUUACAUUUUUUAUCUUAAUGGUUAUGGUGAGGUGAGUAAAGCUGGUUCGGUGUUUUGGUGUAACGAGCUUUCCCCACAUUCUGUCUACAUAGAAGAGAUUGAGCAAGACGAAUUGAACUGGAAUAACAGGAAUUGACAGAAGUGAGCCACAUGCUUGCUCUAGGAGCGCUACUCUUUUUGAAUCUGUUGAGAAGCUUCCAUGGUUUUGACUCUUUAUCCAUACUUACACUGCUAUCUCAGACACAGGGUUAGUGUAUGGAAUAGCCCUUUUUUGCAUCAACUCAAUGUACAAGUUCCACAUUAUUUAUUGGUAUCUAUCUAGUUAUUUAAAGGGAAUUUCUGUCUGUGGUUGUUAUUCAUCAUCUUGAAGAGUUAUUUUUGUCACCAGCUUUUUCAUUAAAGUCUUAGGCGUCCACUUGUUGGUGCAACUUAAGGCAUGCUGGUACUUCCUGGAUUUGAUGUAUAUAAAUGCCCGGCCUUUUCCUCUCCACUCGCCAACAAAACCAGCGACCUACAACUUCUGAUAAGGAUAAAAAAGGACUUCUCGCUCUCACCUCUGAUUUCUUUUUUUAUGCUGUGGGUCUAGCCAGCUUCCAGGUCUACGGGGCUGAUCGCGUCUCCAAAGGAGGUGGUUUGUGUUUCUACGUCACCCAAGGCUGGUUCAAUGAUGACACUUCUAAGUCUCCAGAUCUGGAAUCUAUUUUCAUCCACUGCAAACCUUUUUAUUCACCCCGUGAAUUCUGGCUGGAGUCUACAUCGCUCCGAGCACCAGUGAAAGCACUGCCUAGACACCACAGAUUGAAACAUAUUCAAGGACAGCAAUGCCAACAUACACGACUACACAGACAGAUUCACAUCCUACAUCAGUGUAUGUGAGGAGAACUACAUACCAUCAAAUACUUUUCUAUCACACCUCAACGACAAGCCAUGGGUCACUGGUGAGCUUAGGGCUCUCCACAGUGCCGAAGAGCAAGACCAGGGUACUCUAUAGAGGUCAAGAAAAAGCUACUCUCAAGAAUGAAGGCAGCCAAACAGCAGUACAAAGACAGGCUAGAGCAACUUCUCGUCUGUCUGGAAAGGACUGAAACAAAUUUCCAACUGGAAACCUAAAGCUACAAACCCUAACUCCUCACUGCCGAAUAAACUAAACUAGUUCUACUGCAGAUUUGACACACCCUCCACCUACCCCUCCUUGCCACUUCCCCCUCUCACCCAUCUACCCCAUCCCACCCCUCCCUUCCUCUCCAGGCUCCUCUCUCCUCUACUUAAUACUUAAGUCUAUUGACGCACACGUGCAUCAACUUAAUACAAUUUUAAAAAUCAUCAAAAUCCCCAAUUUUUUUACAUGGGUUACGUCUCAAUCCACCGCAUCCGCCUAUGGCGGCCUUACCGCAUCUGCGGUGGAAGGUAACAGAGCUAGAGCUGUCAGACCAUGAGACAUCCUGAAAAAUCUGGUUUCUCACGAAAACAUCUGUAGCGUGAACGGUUUGGCCUACAAACUAUAAUAACCACUUAAUGGAAUGAGCAGACUCUCAUAAACACAAUGGUAUUCUCCCGUGUCACGGGACUUAUCUUAAGAUACUUCCAUUAAUUUGUAUGGGUUAUGGGAGUAGUUUUGUGCCAACAUAAAUAAGGGGUUAAAUAUGUAUCCGACCUUCAAAACCUUAUGAUUUAUUUUCGGACAUUUUUUGUUGUUGCCAUUUAUAAAUGUUUAUUCAAUGCGUUUCUAUGGGAUAUAGUAGUAAUGGCCAAGUUCAAUAUUUUAUCAACACAUGUUUUAUUUAAAAAAUGUUUACACCUAAAGGUGUGCUAAAAUUCCAAAUCAAAUAGCUAAAUGAUCCAUGGUAUGACCAUCUUAAAACAAUUCCACAUGUUAUGUCAGCUUAGUAACCCUCCCCUCAAAUGGCUUAGAUAUUUAGGUUUAAAGCACUGCGCGGACCAGCUCUCCCGUUUUCACUGACCAUAUUCAACCAGUCAUUAGAGCAAUGCACUGUUCCUGCCUGUUUCAAAUCUUCCAUCAUUGUUACAGUCCCCAAAAAAACUAAAGGUGUCCUGCCUGAACUUUUACAGACCUGCAGUGCUCUCCUCGGUCAUCAUGAAAACAUUUCAGCGCCUGGUACUGUCCCAUCUCAAAACCAUCCCUGACGCCUCCCUCAACCGACUGCAGUUUGCCUACAGAGCUAACAGGUCUGUGGACGACACUGUCGAAAUGGACCUACACUACAUCCUCAAACACAUCGAUAACCCAUAGACAUAUACAAGGACAUUGUUUGUGGACUUUAGCUCUGCUUUCAUUACAUCAUCUCAGAACUGCUACAAGACAAACUGUCCUAGCUGAACGUGUCCAGCUCCAUCUAUCAGUGGACUACUGACUUCCUAACCAGCAGGACGCAACACCUGAUGCUGGGGAAAAACACCUCUCUGACUUUUUAUCCCUCAGCACCGGAGUGCCGCAAGGAUGCGUGCUCUCACCUGUACUCUACUAACUCUGCACCUCUAACAACGCAUCUGUCAAACUACUCAAGUUUGCAGAUGACACCACUCUGGUCGUUCUCAUCACCGACGAUGAUGAGUACAUGUACCGUGGAGAGGUCAACCAACUAGUGGCCUGGUGCAGUCGCAAUAACCUGGAACUCAACAGACAAAACCGUGGAAAUGGUGGUUGACUUAAGAAAACGCCCCCCACCAUCUCUCCCCCUCGAGAUUGUUGGUUCAGCUGUUUGCACGGCUGAAUCAUUCAAAUUCCUGGGGACCAUCAUCUCCCACAACCUCAAAUUGGAGGCCAACAUCACAGAGGUCACCAAGAAGGCACACCAGUGGAUGUACUACUUGCGGCAGCUAAACACUAAAUCUCCCAGCCAAUCCUUAUCCGGUUUUAAGCAUCAAUCGUUGAGUCCAUCCUUCAUCUCCAUCACUGUCUGGUUUGGGUCUGCCCACUGCAAGGGCAAACUGCAACACAUGAUCAAAAUGUCUUGCCACCUGAAUAGUUACUUCGCCCAGGCUGUGGCCCUCACCAACCGGCCAUCUGGCCCAUAGAGACUAAAGCACUAUGGCCUGAUGCGGUGUGCAGCAUAGAGUGCAUCUCUGAACUGUAUACAAAAUAACUGCAUUUCACUCUGUCCAUCUCUCUGCAUUUAGAUAGAUUUAUACUGUAAAUGUGUACAUCCACUGUAUAUCAAUCAUAUACCCACUGUACAUUUGUAUAUCUGCUCAUUCUCUAUGUUCACUUUACCUAGUUGUAUAUAAUGUGUGUAAACUUCGUUGUCUGUAUUCUGUCUCUAAAAUUUGUCAUCACUAGCAGCUGGCACCAUAUCACCAAGUACAACUGAGUAUUUGUAAAUGUACUUAGUGAAUAAAGGGGAUUCUGAUGGUGCUUUCAUAAGGUGUUUAGCUGGAUUUAUAUGUUGUAUAGAAAUUUUCAGAAUGUACCUGAAAAAUGUUCUGUAGAGCAGACUUUUUUAUUUAAAGUGAACUGCAUAUUGUGUUUUCAUAUCCCCCCCCCCAACGUUAUCUAAACUUUUUUUGUUUGUUGUUUUUCUUGGGGGGAAAAAACAGCAAUUUCAGAUAGUUUCUCUUACUUGCAAAAGCCAAAUGUUGCUCGUUUACAUGGAGUUCUUAUUGUUUCUUGAGUCUUUUUAUAAGAAGUUGUAGUUGUGCCUUCUUUUACUAAGGUUAUUUAUAUCAGGGAACGGUUUGGUUCUAUCUCAUAUUUUCAAGUUUGUGGGCCCAACUUUGAUUGAUAGCUGUAUGGCAGAUAUGUGUUCAAUGAACUUCAUCAGAUCAGUAUGCUUAUUCCAGCCGAGGAUUUCAUUUGAUGAAGUGGGCAGGUAGGCAGCCAGGUGAGAAUUGGACCCAGUUCUUCAUUUCUGUAGCACUUUCAUUUUUACUUUAUUGACCGAAUCGUUUUGGAUGUUUCAGCUUUAUGAACGUCAGUGAGCUGGUUUACUUUUGUUCUUGUAUUUUUGUCAUAACACAGUAUUUGUUUUCAGUUGUCUCCCAUUACGGGUUCUUCCCGUGUUGUAUCUAUAUUUUAAAAGACAUGUCAUACCUCUCGUGGUACAACCACAUAAUAACGUACAGUAACUGAUCCAGAUGAAUUGAAUCUUCUUCCCAGAACAACUAUCAUAUGCAAUUUUGUUGCCUAGAAUAUGUUUUGUGUUUACUGGGUAUUUGAGUGUUUAUGGACUGUAUUCAUGGAGAUUCGUGUUUGUGUGUUGUUUAUGUGUUCCUUCACACUGUCACAUACUGGUUAUUACAAAUGUGAUUAAAAUGUGACUAUACUCAGAUGUGAAAGCCUAUGUCCCCAAAUGCUUGUUGAGUUGACCAAUUUCCUUUGAGAUACUCUUCUGACCUGUGCCAUAUGUAAUAAUGGAAAGGGCUGUAGAAUAUUCACUAAGUUACUAUUUAGAAAUAAACUUCCUACAUACAUCGAUCCCAGUAUGCCUAACAUCUAUACCAACCUAUAGAUGCUCCUCUGUCUCAAUGUGUAGGCCUAUUGUUCUUAGAUGUAUAUCAAAUUCCUCUGUAUUUUCCCGGAUUUCUAUUUAGUGGUUGGUUUUGUAAACAAAAAUAAACAUUGAAAAAGAUUACCCUCAUUAA
Molecule: messenger RNA, 5577 nt
Organism: Salvelinus namaycush (lake trout)
Lineage: Eukaryota; Metazoa; Chordata; Actinopteri; Salmoniformes; Salmonidae
Product: pyroglutamyl-peptidase 1-like
Exons: 5
Coding region: 136-765 (209 amino acids)
Biological process (GO): proteolysis
Cellular component (GO): cytosol
Molecular function (GO): pyroglutamyl-peptidase activity
Source: RefSeq, a predicted model, not a curated record